GAUAUCAUCUGCUAAAUAGCAGGUUCUUAGGAGGUUUUCAUGGCAGCAGAUGCGAAGAGAUUAGGUGCAGCUCGGAGCAGGGAGGAGGCGUGGAAUUGACGUCAAACCUUGGAUUUAGCUAUAGCAAGAAGUAAAACCGGCUGCAGCAAGUGGAGAAUCGCACGGAUCGUGAAGGCCAGCUGAAGAACGGAUAGGGAGAUUCGUUCCUCGAUCGACUGGGUUGGAGUUCGUGGGCUCCGUGGGCUGUGAGAGGAAGAGCAGGCGGUUUAGACUUGUAGCAGUCGGGAUUGUAAGGAGAGUGAGGUCGACGGAGAAGCUCUAGUCUAUGAGGAUAAGUGGUUUUGACUGAAGAGUUACGGGAAGGAAAACCGGAAGAGGCGUUGGCUUUAGCAGGACGUCGUUUUAAAGUUGGAAGUCGAAGAAGAACCGUAAGAAACUGCGUGAGCUGCAAUUUUAACGGGAGAAAUUUAAGCUCAAUCGAAAUAGAAUCGUGUCAUAGAGCUGACAGAAGCAGAUCAGAGCGGCUACAGCAGCGUGAUUCACGGGAUUACAUCGGAGAUUUGCAGAACUUCCACAAAGCCGAGAUUUGGAAGGUUGGAUGAAGUGCACGAAGUUCACCAUUCAAGAUCAAGUGUGGAUUUGCAUCACAUAAUUCAGCAGUUGCCAAAAUCUUUUAUGCCACGCUUAGGCCAUCUACUAGAAACUUGAACUUGAUAGUAAAGUAGAAUGGAAAACCAAGCCUUCACAGAUUGGAAAGGCAAGCCUAUUAACAAAACAAAGCAUGGGGGAGCCAAAGCAACUUACUUCAUCCAUUUUCUGGUGCUGGCCACCAACAUCGUUUAUAUACCGAAUAUGCUGAAUUUGGUGACCUAUCUUCAUGACCGGAUGCAUGCUGAUAUUGCAAGCUCUUCAACUAUGGUCACUAACUUCGUUGGGGCUACAUGUGCAUUUGCUUUGCUGGGAGGAUUCCUGUCUGACUCUUAUAUCUCUAGAUUUAAAACUAUGCUAAUAUUUGGUCCUAUUGAAUUCUUGGGAUUAGCAUCACUUGCGUUGCAAGCACACUUACCUUCUCUUCAACCCCCAAAAUGUGAUACUGUCAACGAAUGGAACAGUUGUAAAAAGAUGUCUAAUCUUGAUGCUUCCAUUCUUUAUUUAUCCUUAUACACCGUGGCUUUAGGAGAAGGUUGUCUUCGUUCCUCCAUGGCAUCUUUUGGAGGAGAUCAAUUUGAUGAGAAUGGCCCCAUAGAGUCUCAACAAAAGUCCAGUUUUUUUAAUUGGUAUACUUUUGACAUAUCUUUGGGAGGUUUAUUAGGAUUAAUUUUCAUAGUCUGGAUUGAGAAUAACAAGGGAUGGGAUUAUGGAUUUGGUGUUUCUGCCCUUGUUAUUCUCUUUGGACUGGUUUCAGUAGCCAGUGGCUUCUCCUUUUAUAGAAUUCAGAGACCAAGAGGAAGUCCUCUUACUCGACUAUUACAGGUUAUAGUGGCUGCAUUCAAAAAGAGAAAGCUUAGUCUUCCUGAAAAUACUGAUGAUUUGCACCAACUGGAUAUCAAGGAAGAGACUUUCGGCAUGGAGGUUCUCUCUCACACAAGUGGUCUCGAAUUCCUCGACAAAGCAGCUAUAUCUCAUGGCAGUGCAGGAGCAUGGUCAUUAUCCACAGUGAGCCAAGUUGAAGAAACAAAGAUUAUAAUUCGAAUGCUUCCGAUCUUCCUGAGCUCCCUUUCAUGCUAUUUAUGUGUUCCCCUUUUACUUACAUUCACAGUACAACAAGGCAACACCAUGAACACCAAGCUCGGGAAAAUACAUUUUUCUCCAGCUUCUUUAAUGAUCAUUCCACAAACCUUUCAGAUAAUAUUCUUGGUACUUUAUGACACCUUAUUUGUUCCAUUUGCAAGGAAAUUUACAGGUUAUAGAAAUGGUAUAACUCAACUACAAAGAAUUUCUGUUGGUUUUAUAUCAAUAUCUUUUGCAAUGUGUGUUGCUGCUUUAGUCGAAAGGAAGAGAAAGAGAGUUGCAGAACUAAAUGGUCUCAUAGAUUCUAGCACAGAAGUGCCCAUUUCUGUGUUCUGGUUAGGAGCUCAAUUAUUUUUCAUAGGCAUUUCAGACGUUACUUCUUUCGUUGGAUUACUUGAAUUCUUCGUCGAAGAGGCAUCAAUGGGAAUGAAAUCAAUGGGAACAGCUAUAUUCUAUUGUUUGAUUGGAUUGUCCUCACUGCUUGCCACAUUUGUUGUUGAAGUUGUUAAUAAAGCUACUAGAAAUGGGGAAGAAGGGAUGGGAUGGCUAGAUGGCAAUAAUUUGAAUAAGAGUCAUCUUGAUAAUUUCUACUGGUUGCUCUCUAUAAUAGGGUUUAUGGGACUUAUCAACUAUCUUUAUUGGGCUAAAAAAUAUGUAUAUAGGCAUGAUCUUCGUAUUCAAAGUUUAAAUUGAUAGUGAUGUUGAUUUUGUAUGUCCAUCUAUGAAUUUUCAGUUAAGUGAAUAAAUUUUUGUACGUUGCUUAGGCUUGAAACAAGUUUGUUUUACAACGUAAUGAUGCAUUGGCCAAGUGCCUAGGCGCUUCUGCAA
Dendrobium catenatum is the source of this 2559-nucleotide messenger RNA. RefSeq names its product protein NRT1/ PTR FAMILY 4.3. Gene Ontology annotation, molecular function: transmembrane transporter activity. Lineage: Eukaryota; Viridiplantae; Streptophyta; Magnoliopsida; Asparagales; Orchidaceae. The transcript has 7 exons. The coding region runs from base 727 to 2424 and encodes 565 amino acids. The record is from RefSeq and is a predicted model, not a curated record. Gene Ontology annotation, biological process: transmembrane transport. Gene Ontology annotation, cellular component: membrane.